This is a messenger RNA of Scutellospora calospora, 151 nucleotides long. The record is from the annotation of a GenBank genome assembly. Lineage: Eukaryota; Fungi; Glomeromycota; Glomeromycetes; Diversisporales; Gigasporaceae.
GUGUAGUGAACUAGGAUAUUAUGCCUUUGAUUGCUUAUUCAAAAGACCACAAGAUGAGAACCCAAAAUAUCAGAUCAUGAAGUGCCCUGAUAACAAGAACAAAGAACAAAAUCAUAAUAUAAACCUAAUUGAUAUAGAAAAUGAAGAUGAU